Carassius gibelio (silver crucian carp) is the source of this 614-nucleotide messenger RNA. RefSeq names its product somatostatin-1. The transcript has 2 exons. The record is from RefSeq and is a predicted model, not a curated record. Lineage: Eukaryota; Metazoa; Chordata; Actinopteri; Cypriniformes; Cyprinidae. Bases 17 to 340 code for a protein of 107 amino acids. Gene Ontology annotation, biological process: regulation of cell migration. Gene Ontology annotation, cellular component: extracellular region. Gene Ontology annotation, molecular function: hormone activity.
UUACAGUUCUGAGAAGAUGUUCUCCCCAUUACAGGUGGUUUUUGUGACUCUGUCCAUGUCUUUGCUGCUUUGCAGCGUCAGUUCGGCUCCAAGAGGAGACACGCUGCUCCAGCUGCUACGUUCAGAAGUGGAUUCCAAGGAGAAUGAGCUUCAGGAUUUCUCUCGUCUGCUGUUUCUGAAGCAGCUUUCUGAGUCCGUGGCACCAGAGGAGAAAGAUGCUCUUGAGAGCUUUGAUGAUCUUGAGGCUCGUAAUGAAGUGAUUCGGCAGAUUCCCCUCUCCCAGCGGGAACGCAAAGCAGGCUGCCGGAAUUUCUACUGGAAGACCUUCACCUCUUGUUAAUCAACCUACUUAGUUUCAAAUUUCAAUACCAUUUCAAACAUUGUUAUACUUGUGUAGGCAUCAACACUAAGAGGAUUUCUGGUCCUGUGCAUACAUCAUGGAUUGUAAUAACCAAUUUCCAUGUUCUUCGGUUUCUCCUCUAUCUUGUACUAACCAAGAAUGUUCUUUAAUUCACCAGCACAUGACACCAGUAGUACGAUUCCGGUACAAAGAGUGUUUAUGCAUUUUUAUGUACUGGAUGCUAUAAAAUAUUUGUUUCAUGGGUGGAAUUGAU